Molecule: messenger RNA, 1870 nt
Organism: Drosophila novamexicana
Lineage: Eukaryota; Metazoa; Arthropoda; Insecta; Diptera; Drosophilidae
Product: sterol O-acyltransferase 1
Exons: 2
Coding region: 130-1854 (574 amino acids)
Biological process (GO): cholesterol metabolic process
Cellular component (GO): endoplasmic reticulum membrane
Source: RefSeq, a predicted model, not a curated record
AGCAAAUAAGACUCAGGGCUCUCGAUACAUUGUUGAAAUAGACGUCCAAGCGAAUGGUCUGCUUUAAAAUUGAUCAACGCGAUUAUAAAUUUAUAAGCUGCAAGGUGCUAAAUAUUAAAAGCUUUUGCCAUGGCCGAGGAGUCGAGGACAGUUGGCGCAGAGUCCUGCAACGCACCUGCUGCAGUUGAACAAAUACAAUUCUUGCGCGACAAGCUGCAAAAGUUUCAGAGUAAAAUGCUGUGCGACUUCGAGCAGCGACUAUCCUGCAUGAUAGAGGAUGUGCUGCAGGACUUGCGGCAGCAGGAGCUGCGUGCGCACGAGUUCCGCCAGUUCGAAGGUUCCAGGGGCAGGGUGGCCAACCCCAGCUCCACUUGGCACAAUCGUCAGCAGCACACUUCUUCAAAAUUGCCGGAAAGUGACGUCAGCGACAGUCCAAAUUGGCGGCCAGAUGCCCAAAAUCAGACGACGCCAAAACAACAGCAGCAGCAGCAGCAGCGACGAGAACAACAGGAACCGCAACAAAGAACGCGACGUCAGCUGCCCGACAAGGUGUUUUUAACGCGCGAAUCGUACCUGACGGCGCUGCUGCAGGUGGAGCACAUGCGCACCAUCUAUCACAUAUUCUCAAUAAUUCUGGUCAUGUUUUUGCUGAACGCCAUUUGCUAUGACUACUUUGUCGAUGGCCAUAUCAAUCUAGGACUGGGCACGUUUCGUGGCGGCCUCAGGCGCCUCCACUGGGUGCUAGGCGUCUGGUUGCUGGAGCAUGUCUUUGUCCUGGCGUUGUACUUUGCAUUCCAGGGCUGGGCGCUGGUGCGUGCUAAGCUGCCAUCCCAUCGAUCGCUUCAAAGCUUUUGGUCGCACAGCUGCCUGAUCAUGUACAUAAGCGCCCAGCUGGUCUUUGGUUAUGUCUCCACCUCGCUUUGCCUCAAGUUCCAGCUGCCCUUUGUCAGUGCCUGCAUAUUGCUGCUGGAGAGCACUCGUUUGCUGAUGAAAAUGCACGCGUUUGUGCGUUACAAUGCGGCAAGGGUGUUGGAGGGCAAGCAGAAGGCGGAUGACAAUGUGGCUUCUGCCCGUCCCUAUGUACCGCCCCUGCAUUGCUAUGUCUAUUUUCUGUUUGCACCCACCUUAAUCUACCGAGAUAGCUACCCACGCACGUCGCACAUUCGCUGGAAGUUUGCGCUCUGCCGCCUUAUGGAAAUGGUCGCAGUUGCCUUCCUCUAUGCCUUCAUACACGAGCGUCAUAUCAACGAGCAUUUCGGGAACUUUGGCAAGGAGGCCCUGGGGGCAUCUCAGAUAAUUGUUAAGCUCUUUGGCAUGAUGCUGCCGAGUGCAGUGAUAUUUUUAUGUGGCUUUUAUAUGAUCCUCCAUUCAUGGCUGAACUUUACGUCGGAGCUGCUGCGCUUCGGGGAUCGCAUGUUCUACAAGGACUGGUGGACAUCGCACACCUACGAUGGCUACUAUCGCAACUGGAAUGUGGUCGUCCACGAUUGGCUGUACGAGUACGUCUAUAGGGAUGUGUACAAGUACAUUUUUAAGGGCUCCAAGCUGGCCGCGUCGCUUUUGGUGUUUAUGAUAUCGGCGCUAGUGCAUGAACAGGUGCUGGGAUUUGCGCUACAAGUAUUUUUCCCCGUCAUGUUUGUGUUCUUUGGUGUUGUGGGCGUGUCAUUGGUGUUCCUCAUGCGUAGCGCACCCAAAACGCUAGGCAACAUAUUCCUUUGGUUCUCGCUCAUCUUCGGCAAUGGCAUGCUGAUCUCAUUAUAUGCCAUGGAGUAUUAUGCGAAACGCAAUUGUCAGCUGACCUACGAGCGCUGGGCGGACUAUUUAACGCCUGCGGUUUGGCGUUGCUAUCACUAGCAAAAUAUUGAAUCGA